AGGACCAAAGGAGUUUCACUCUGAGAUCUUUAAUGGUCAUCAUCACACACGCUUUACUGGCCCUACGGUUGGCUCAUUUAAAAAAAAAAAACAGCAUUAUUAUUAUUAUAGACGGUGACCAUCCGGAUCUGUAGGCUAUUGGUCUUUUUUUCUUCUUUAAUUGUGUUCUCCUCAGCAGCCCAUGCAAGGCUGUAGCAACACCUCCAGGUUCUAAGAAUCAGACAAUCAUCACUGACUGGCUGCUGUGCUCAUGUUGGGAGACAAGGCUCACGGUGUCACGCUGAAGGUUAUGGAAUACACAUAUGAUGAUGACUUGGAAGAGCUGUGUCCUGUGUGUGGAGACAAAGUGUCCGGAUACCACUACGGUCUGCUCACCUGCGAGAGCUGCAAGGGCUUCUUCAAGAGGACAGUGCAGAACAACAAGAGGUACACAUGUGCGGAAAACCAGGAGUGUAAAAUAGACAAAACCCAGAGGAAGAGAUGUCCUUUCUGUCGCUUCCAAAAGUGCCUCAACGUCGGGAUGCGGCUAGAAGCGGUGCGCGCAGACCGCAUGCGUGGGGGGAGGAAUAAAUUUGGCCCCAUGUACAAGAGAGACAGGGCCUUGAAGCAGCAGAAGAAGGCUUUGAUACGAUCCAACGGGUUCAAGCUGGAGAGCGCGGCUCCUCCGCCGGCCUCUCCUCUGCAGGCCGACUACGGCUUCACCGGCACCCUGCACAGCCUACCCACCAUCUCCAAAAGUCUGCUCCCAUCCACCCCGAGCUCCAUCACCCCCACAGACUACGAGGCCAACCUCUAUGGACCCCCGUCCCUGGGCAUGGCCAUGCAGUCCCACGUGCCCCUCGCCGCUCAGUACCAGUACACGGCCUUCCCCGGCAGGGCGAUCAAAGCCGAGUGUCCCGACUACACCAGCUCCCCCGAGUCUCUGACAGGAUACCCCUACCCAGACAUGUACCCCUCGGCCUCGCCACAGCCGCCCAGCCUGCCGCCGCUGGUGCUGGAGCUGCUGCGCUGCGAUCCGGACGAGCUGGUGGUGCAGAACAAGAUCGUGGCUCACCUGCAGCAGGAGCAGAACGGCCGGGGCCGGCUGGACAAGCCCAGCACCUUCAGCCUCAUGUGUCGCAUGGCAGACCAGACUCUCUUCUCCAUAGUGGAGUGGGCCAGGAGCUGUAUCUUCUUCAAGGAGCUCAGGGUGGGAGAUCAAAUGAAGCUGCUCCAUAACUGCUGGUCUGAACUUCUGGUCCUGGAUCACAUUUUCAGACAAGUGCAACAUGGACAGGAAGAGAGUAUCCUGCUGGUGACCGGCCAGGAGGUCGAGCUGUCGUUCAUCUUGUCCCAAGCUGAGGCGACUCUGUCCAGUCUGAUCCAGAGAGGACAGGAGCUGGCAGCGAGGCUGCGGGCGCUGCAGCUGGACCGCAGAGAGAUCGCCUGUCUGAAAUUCCUCCUCCUGUUCAACCCCAAUGUGAAGCUACUGGAGGACCAGGCAUUCGUGGAGGGCGUCCAGGAGCAGGUGAACGGGGCUCUGCUGGAGUACACCCUGUCCACCUACCCUCAGUUCCAGGAGAAGUUCAGCCAGCUGGUCGUGCGGCUGCCGGAGCUGCGCUCCCUCAGCACGCAGGCUGAGGACUACCUGUGCUACAUGCAUCUGAGCGGAGAGGUGCCCUGCAACAACCUGCUCAUCGAGAUGCUGCACGCCAAGCGGGCGUGCGUGUGAGGGGACGCACGCAGGAUGCUCCACUGUCAUGUGUUGUUUCUCUAGGUGAGACUGUGUGUGUGGGAGGGAAAGUGUGAGUGAGAUGAAAAAAAACUGAAAAAUGGAGAUAGACAGGUUCAUUUUGGGUCAUCUUGUGAGGGCUUUUGUUUGAGUUGGAGAGGAGAAAAUGUUCUUUAGAGUUUGGAAUUAUAAAGCUCCAUCUGUACUCAAGGUAAAACUACCUGUUACAUUUUGAAUGUUUUCAUAUCCUGCAGAGCUACAUUAAUGUGACCUUUACAAACUGGAUUUUAUACCCUGUUUUCAAAAAAUCUAAAAUUAGAUCUGCCUGUAGAGUUACAUAAUAUCCUCUUUGACCAAAUAUGACAUGAAUUCAACAUCGCAGACACGAUUUUCUACGUCCCACAGAGCUGCCCAGCAAACAUUUAGACUCAGAGGAAGAGGCUCCAGCCUGCAUCAGUGCUGAGCAGCCAUGAAAACAUGGUGACUGUUGAGACAUCGGUCCAUAGCUGCAACCUGCAUCAUUUUGAAACAUCCUAAAUAUUGUUCUGAUAUCACUGUAACACUGUUUCCAAUAUAACUUUAGGAAUUCUGUUGUGACAUCUGGUGCUGGGUGGGCUGAUGUUGAACUGUCACAUCACAAAAUGGGACUAUUUGAAUGGAAACACGUGUUGAAUGCUUGCUGGGUGAGCUGAUGCGCACUUUCUUUCCCCCCCAACAGAUUUUUUAGCUUCUUUUCAGAAAUUCAAUUUUAAUGUUAAAUGAGUCAUUUUUGAUCCAACUGUCAGAUGCGACUUUAUGAUUCCAAGUUCACCAACACUGUCCCUAGAUUAUUAUUAUUAUUAUUAUUAUUAUUAUUAUUAUUAAUAAUAUUAUUAUUAUUAUUAUUAUUAUUUUAGAGGCUUCCGGAUAACUCAACACACUGUGGUCUCGUCGGACUAGACUAGCGCUGCUCAUAUCUCUACACUUUUUCUUUUUGCCACCAAUGUUUUAAAAAAAAAAUAUGAAAGCUCUAUGGGGUUCAAUAUAGUUUUGUUUUAAUCUAUUUAGAUGUUAAUAUAUUGAUAUAUAGAAUCCAGACAUGUUAAGAAAAACACAUUCUUAUUAUCAGUUAUUCAUCAAACCCGUACCAAGGAAGAGUAAAGGAACGAUAGAGAAAGACAAAAUAAAUAGAUGUGACGCUUUAGGGAUGAACAAAUAAACAGAAGCCAGAGCAGUGAUGAGCAGAAAGAGGAGGGGGGAAAAAGACACAUCAACGUGCAAAUGGUAAGAGAGAGAUGAAUGGAAAAGACAGCCUUUUUCUUUAUUUAAGUAAAGAUGUGAAUAACAAAAGGAAGCAUCUGUCAGUGUUUGCCCUUCAGUUUCCACCGAGGAGACACACACAGAGACGACACAGGGAGGGAAAAGAUGCAUCUGGUGACAUUUUGAUUUCAAGUUCCUGUGUAAAAAUUUGAUUUGUUUAUGGGUCAAUGCCUCAAGAAACAAUGGAUCCUCAAAAAAGAAAUUGAAGGUGUCAUGUUCACACUCACAUUUGUGUCCCUUUUCAACACACUGUACUGUAUGUGGAGUAGAGAUGGACGGAUCUGAGUGUGUGCGGAUACUCCAUUUGUUUUGCACUGGAGCUGCUGUAGAGAUGGUUUUUAUUACCCAUAAUGAAAAUGAUUACAUUGUCCAAACUUAUAUGUUCUGUAAAUAAUGUUAAUGCUUAUUUUUUUUUUCUUAUUGUCAACAAAUUCCAUGAAAAGACCAAAACCAACAAUGUAUUAGUCCGUCUCUCAAUGCUUUCUGACUUCCCGCCUCUGUCUGUGACUCUCAGUCUCAAGCCACAUUUGUUGGGGACUAUUUACUAUUUUAACAGCAGAUUUUUACACAUUCGGUGCUCUAGUGAGUAUUUACACCAGCAGGAUGGCAAUUUCCACCCUAGUCCCCCCAAAUAUAUAUAAAAUGGAAAUUUGUCCCCCCACCCUCCAAUAGUUGAAAUGACUAUCAUCAAAUGCCACCAAGACCUAAAAGAAAACUAUUUUUCUCUCCUCAAUAUUCCGUGUAAAACAAACUCCAAAACACACUGGAUGCUCACUGAACACGUCCUGCUUCAUGUUGGUGUUCCUGUCAACCAGCAAGAGUGAACACAACAGCUGUACACAACACACAGUCCGUUUAAAUCACAGGUGCAUAUGUCAAAUAUAAACCAUUGUGUUAUGAGGACAUCAUGUGACAGGAGGAUGAUCUGAGUUUCACUGGUCUUUAGUAAACUGAUUUUCCACUUAACUGUAUCACUGUGAACCGACCAGGUUACCACUGUGUUGGUGGCGCACGGUCUUGAUCGCUCUGCCCUGUAUGUGUUCUGUGUUUAACUGAACAUCUGUCAUGUUUGAUCAUUUUUACACAAUGAGCUCAUACACAGACUGUGUGUCAGGAUUUUGGUUAAAUAUUGAAAAAGUAAACAUCCCAUCUCAUGCACCAAAGCCAUGUUGACUUUCUCAAUAUUCAACCAAGACUGUGAUGUUUCCCCUAAUCUUAACCUAGAGUUCUGAGCAGAACCAUAAAUAUAUGAAUCAUGUUUUAGUUGCCACAAGUAAACAAAUGAAAUACGUUGUCAGAGAAUGUUAACCGAUAUUAUGAACAUCGCAAAUACAUUUAUUUAAAAAAUGUAAUUAUGUUGAUAAAAGACAUAAUUCAGGCGGCAUCACAUUUCUUUUCAAAUGUAUUUUGCUGUUGUGAAUUAGUAGUGCUGAAACAUCAUUUUUUUUCGUGUUAAUAUUAUUUUUUUAAUGAUAAAGUUUUUUUUUAGCUCUAAACAAUCAGAAGAGAGUGACAUGUCCGCCCUGCCGGCAUCAUUUUUUUCAACACAGAAAUGUGUUAAGUUUCUGUAAGUCGACUUAUAACAACAACGUGUACAGUUGCCUCAAUCUCAUCCACACCUGUCGCCACUUUUGUGGACGUUUUUCUGACACUAGUUUUCAUGGAUGUAGCUCGGUAGCUAGCUAGAUACGUAGGAAGAUGAUCUCUAAACUUGAAGGACCAGUGUGUAACAAUUAAAGGGAUCUAUUGGCAGAAAUGGAAUAAAAUAUCAAUACGAAAAUAAGAAUCGUUGUGUUUUCGUUACCUUAGAAUGAGCCGUUUAUAUCUACAUCAAUGGAGUCCACCAUGUUUCAACAGUAGCCCAGAACGGACAAACCGAACACUGAUAACUUUUUCCCUGCAACGUUACUCGCUGCCGUCGCCGCCGCUCUCUCUCUCUUGCUUCACCACUCACUUUCCACGUACACACAAACUCUGAGCACUCAUUCGCGUUUUUGCGUUGGCCACCGUAGCAAUUCUGCACGCUUAGCACACGGGAGAAGUUGUAAUCUGCAACCUGUUCCUUUAAACCUGCCUAAAGAGCUCUACUAGCCGUCAAUGGGCACAACACCUGACCUUUUGUAUCAUUUUGAAAAAACGAGAGUCGUGUGUUGUGAUUCAGAGUUGUGGAACCAGUCUAGGAGAGACAUUUCAUGAUUUCUUUAUUAUUUGUACCAAAGUAUGUCUCCUAUAAAUAAUUAAAUAAAUAAUCAAGUUAGUGUUAAAUAUAGAAUUUUGUUCUCAGGUUGAUGAGUGUAACCAUCAUGGGUCACUAAAAGCUCUCCACUGAUAAGAAUAUCUGACAUAUUCUUGCAUAUUGUAUACAUUUUAAACAAAAUAUCUUAUCAGACGACCUGUGGAGAACACUGCAGGCCUUAAACCUAAACUCUGUACUGUAUAUUUGUAGCAGUCAGUGAUUUAUCUGUGGCACUUACUAUGUUGGAAAGUAACACUAAUGUCCUUUUUUUUUUUUUUUCAAAACUGGACUCCCAGAUGUAUGAAAAGUGACACACCCUUUUUAAAAGCACAUGACUUUCACAGAGAAAAACAAAGACACAGCCAAAGCAGUGUUUAUAAUAUUGUCCAACUCUCUUUGUCCAACUUUCUCACUGUGGAAAUUGAAAAUCAUUCCUUGUUCGUCCAUUUCAAGGUGUCGUAGACAAUCACUCCACCUGCCUUAACUUAAUGUCUGCCUGAAAACAUACACACACACACAGACUUUGGUUUUCCAGUUGAGAUAGCUGUGUGUUAUCACUCUGUACAGUAUAUUUAUGUUGUGAAGUGAAUAUCUACUGCAAGAUGAAGAUACAUUUCAACCGAAAAAGUUCUCCGCUUUAUGUUGGGUCAAAUCGCUACUGUUGUGGAACUGAUUCUCUUGAUAUUGCCUUUGUUUUUGCUCUUUGUUCACUUUUUAUUUUCCUGUGAGUUGAUAGUCCCAUCUUAAACUGAAGUGUUUUUGUUUUUUUUUCUCCCAAAAAAGAAAGUGACCAAAACAUUUUUUUCUUUAAAUAUAUUUUAUUGUAAUAGCAUCAAACCAAUAAAUUUCAGUGAAGUAAAGCUC
This is a messenger RNA of Sebastes umbrosus (honeycomb rockfish), 6110 nucleotides long. Its product is annotated as nuclear receptor subfamily 5 group A member 2-like. Gene Ontology annotation, biological process: tissue development; regulation of transcription by RNA polymerase II; hormone-mediated signaling pathway. Gene Ontology annotation, cellular component: RNA polymerase II transcription regulator complex. The record is from RefSeq and is a predicted model, not a curated record. Bases 251 to 1711 code for a protein of 486 amino acids. Gene Ontology annotation, molecular function: zinc ion binding; RNA polymerase II cis-regulatory region sequence-specific DNA binding; nuclear receptor activity. The transcript is spliced from 7 exons. Lineage: Eukaryota; Metazoa; Chordata; Actinopteri; Perciformes; Sebastidae.